This is a messenger RNA of Amphibalanus amphitrite, 1720 nucleotides long. Its product is annotated as DNA-binding protein SMUBP-2-like. NCBI's taxonomy places the organism in Eukaryota, Metazoa, Arthropoda, Thecostraca, Balanomorpha, Balanidae. The record is from RefSeq and is a predicted model, not a curated record. The transcript has a single exon. Gene Ontology annotation, molecular function: zinc ion binding; nucleic acid binding. The coding region runs from base 341 to 1543 and encodes 400 amino acids.
CAUUGUGCUCUCGCACGCUCGCUCGCUGGUGGAAGCGGGUCUAGCACCUGACCAGAUCGGCAUCAUCACGCCGUAUAACCUACAGGUGGGCCUGAUCCGUGACCGGCUGCGCACCGCUGGACUGACUGUAGAGGUGAACUCUGUGGACGGGUUUCAGGGACGAGAGAAGGAGGCCAUUCUGCUGUCACUAGUGCGCUCAAAUAAGCGCGGUGAGGUCGGCUUCCUGGCAGAACAACGUCGUAUUAACGUGGCGGUGACUCGCGCGCGUCGGCAGCUGUUCGUCGUGUGCGACACGGCGACUGUGGGGGCCGACCCGUUCCUGAGGUCGCUGAUUGACCACAUGACCCAGCUGGGGGAGGUGUGCUCGGCACACGUGUACGAGCGGGACAUCGGCCCGGCCACAGUAACGCCGGCCGCGCCGCGCAAACACGAGUCCAAACAGAAAACAAAAGAGACCACCAGAAACGGGAACACCAAGGCGACGAAGGCAAAACCGGCGGCGAAGUCUGGCCAAAAGUCCCGUCCUGCCAGCGUUCCUGUGAAGCCACCGGCACUAGAGCGGACCGACGCUGGCGCUCAACCUGGAGCUGAAGAGGAAGUGGAUCAGGAGGAUACAUUUGAGGACGAAGUACGUCAGAAGUUGGAAGAGUUCGUCUCCUCCUCGCAGAGCAAUCUGGCAUUCCCCGCCACGCUGAACUCAUUCCAGCGGAUGAAGGUUCACGAGGUAUCUGAGGAGCUGGGUCUAAUCCACACGAGCUGUGGGGAGGGCAAACAGCGGUAUGUGACGGUCGAGCGGGCGGAGGCGGCUGGCGGUGACGUGGCUGGCGACCCCAGCGCCGCCCGUAGUCCGCCUGUCCAUGUAGAUGGCGCUGACGGCGUGCCGGUCAGCAGCUCUGCGGCCAAACUACCGGGCGGUGAUAAGACAGCCUCUGGUGGAUCCACCACGGCUGAGCGUGCAACUUCUCGGACAAACUCCGCCCCUGGCCAGAGGGUUGAAGCGUCUGAGCCACAGCUGGUGAUCGCAACAGUCAAAUGUGAUAACUGUGGUAAGGAGAUUCCCAAAGCCAAUGCUGAACUUCACGCAUUACGUUGCGCUCGGCCUCCGCCGCCCGCCGCCACUGCUGCUGCCCCUACCACCACCCAGCCGAAACCCACCAAACCGAACAAAUCAAAGAAGAGUAAAAGUCGCCCUUCGGAGACGCCUGCGGAGGACGCAGACGACUUUGACUCGCUCGUUUCAUCGUUUGCCAGCAUGAACAAGCGCUGUAACAUCGAGCCCAAGUGUUCUAGCGGCAUCUCCAUCCGUCAGACAUGUCCCUACUGCCAGCGCGUGUUCUGCCUCUCACACUGGAUGGCCGAGGCCCACGGGUGUGGCGAGGCGGCGCGGCGAGACGCCCGCGUCAAAUUCAUCUCGGGUGCGCAGAACCGCGCCAAAAACUCGGCCGAGGAGGAGCGCCGAAAGGCCCUCCUCCACAUCAAACUGGACAAAACACUCAACAAAAUGGAGGCUGGCAGAAAGGCCAAGCCGACCAAAAAGAAGUGACCCGAGUGAAUGUGUAGCUGUCUAGCUGAUAUAGCUGAUGAGAUGGUUGUGCCUUGUUUUGCGGAUAUGGUGCUAGUACCUACUGAGUGAUGUGCUCUGCUGCUGGAUGCUGACUGCACGUUAUUAACUACUGUGAUAUUCUAAUUUAAUGUAAUAUUUACAGUCAAUAAUCACGCA